CUCCCCCGCUCGGAAAGCUCCUCCGUGUACGUGUCGCUCGGCUUCCCUUGAAAAAGGUGUUGGUGCUGCUACUGCUGUCUAUGUGCGAUUUUUUUUUUGCGAUUGACGAUUGCGUUUGUCAACUCGAAGGGGGUAAUAAUGGCAACACGGGAUAGCCCAUUGAUCACCGCGGGUGUGACAGCGGAGAAGUUGAAGGGAAAACAGUAAGGGGGCAUCGAUUUAUUGACAGGUGGUGGCGGACGCGCGAGAGUAUAGCCAGCGAAAUUUUUGAGCGGAAAGAGAAAGGACGGCCAGCGAACAAUAAUGUGGGAAUCGCAGGUGCAGCAGCAGCAGCAGCUCUGGCCAUCGACAAGGCAAAGGACCGCGGUGUGCGCGCGCGUUGUUUCCGUUCACAGGUGAAACGGCACCCAUCGCCAAUAACCAUCCCGCACGCGCUUUCUACAGUAUCGCGAAAAAAUAUAUAGCGUAGGUGUUGUAGUAUACACGUAGACGACAAAGGGACGGCAAGAGGUGCAGCUGUCUUUGAUGGGCGAGCCCUGCAAAGUGGCGCGGGCAACGACGCCAGUAGUGAUAUUCAUCGAGGGACGAGCUCGAGGCGGAUUGAUGAGCACCCCAAGGACCAGCAUCGGACGCGUUAGUUUUAGUACAUUCGUCUCUCGUCCACAAUACACCCCGGCACCAAGAUGCACUUGUACUUCGAGAAGAACAGCAGCGCCAAGUGCGACUGUAACAUACUGUCGCUCAGCUGGAUGGGCAAACUACCGGACGAACUCCAGGAGGACGAGAGCUGGAAGCUGUACAGGCGCAAGUACUACCAAGAGGGUUGGCUCGCCACGGGUAAUGCGCGCAGCCUCGUCGGCGUGACCUUCACCACUUCGCAUUCGCGCAGCCGAGCACCGGAGUUGCCCCUGCGCGCCAACUACAAUCUGCGGGGACACAGAAGCGAGGUGAUACUGGUAAAGUGGAACGAGCCGUACCAGAAGCUGGCCUCGUGCGACAGUACGGGGGUGAUAUUCGUGUGGAUAAAGUACGACGGGCGCUGGAGCAUCGAGCUCAUAAACGAUCGAAACACGCCCGUAACCCACUUCUCCUGGUCGCACGAUGGACGCAUGGCGCUCAUCUGCUACAAGGACGGCUUCGUGCUGGUGGGCAGCGUGGCGGGCCAGCGUUACUGGUCGUCGAUGCUCAACCACAAGGCGGUGAUAACUUGCGGCAUUUGGACCCCCGACGACCAGCAGGUCUACUUCGGCACGACGGCCGGACAGCUCAUCGUCAUGGACGUGCACGGAGCCAUGGUCUCGGAGGUACAGCUCGGUGCUGGAGUGACGUCAAUGGCGUGGUCCGCGGAAAAAUUCAAGCUGGAGGAGGACGACGACGAGGACACCGUCGGCGCCAAUGGUGGGGGUGGAGCGGAAGAGUACGACCGCGACGACGAGGAUGACGACGAGGACGACAGCAACAGCCGCGGAAACGUCAACAACAACAACAACAACAGCAACAGUAGCGGAGGUGGUAGGGCGACGAGUUGCCGUCAGUACGUGCUGGCGGUGUGCCUGGCCGACGGGAACGUGGUGCUGUUGCGGUCCUUCGAUGACGUCUCGCCCGUGACGAUAAACACGGGCCUGAGGCCUCCGUUGCACGCCGAGUGGAGCAACUCGCGUAAGGUCUUGGCCAUUGCGGGCAUCGAAGCCAAUGGCCAGCAGUCCCAGCCGCAAUCACCGACGAGCCAACAGUCGCAUUACUAUCACCACCACAACCACCAUCACCACCACCACCACCACCACCACCAUCAACAUCAUCAGAAUAACAAUUAUUAUUGCAACAACAACAAUAGUAACGGCAAUGGUUACGGGACCGGUGGCUACUGCUGCCAGACGGGCAAUCUCGAGUACACGAAUCUGCUCAAGUUUUACUCGGAUACUGGGGCGCUGAUCUACACCAUCGUCAUACCUUACACUCAGAGUCCGGUGACCGCUAUGACGUGGGGCCACAACGACCGACGGAUUUUCGUGGCUACCGGGGCACAGGUUCACGCCGCUUGGGUAUCCAGGGGUGUAGGCUCGCUGCAGCUUCUCUCGAGGCUCGCCCUCAAGAACGCACUCGAGAAGGAGACGAGCGUCGCUCAACUGCCGCUCCCGCCUCGGCUGAAGAAUCUCGUGGCUGGUCUCUUCGUUAACACCAUACGAUGCUGCGUACCGGAACCACGCGAACUGCGGCGUUUCGUGUCGAGGCCACCGCCAAUUGGAGGUCGGCUGCACUGCACGAUGUUGCGCAAUCCCGGCGAGCCACCCCACAGCUACACCCUCUACGUCGAGUACCUUGGCGGCCUCGUGCCGCUGCUCAAGGGACGACGUACCAGCAAGAUCAGGCCGGAGUUCGUGAUCUUCGAUCCCGAGACUGGGCAACAACAGCUACAGCAGCCGCAAAAUGGCGAGUCGACGACGACUACGAACGGUGGGGUCGGUGGUGCAGGUGCAGCCCAGACGACGACGACGACGGCUACGACGUUGCAAUCGGAUUGCAGGAUGGCGGCGGCGUCGAUGAUGUUGCCGUCUUGCAGCGACGACUCGGACGACAGUACAGUUGAGCUGUGCGGCGGAUCGCCAAGGUUCAGGAGACGGAACCGCAGAAGGUGCCGCACGUCGUACGAGCGUAGCGCUAACAACGACGACGACGAGGCGAGCUACGUCGACACGCUGCCCGAGAAUGCGAGGCUCGUCGAGGUAACGUCCAACAUAUGGGGAACAAAGUUCAAGUUUCACGGCCUGGCAGACUCGGUGCCAGCGAAUCUCGGCCGAGUCACGUACAGGCCGUCUCUUUUGCACCUACAGCCCCGACAGAUGACCCUCGUAAUUACCGAGCUCAGGGACGAUCUACCAGCAGAGACGCUUAAUCUUCUCAUAGGUCCCGAUCCGAGCUUCAACCCGAACCUCUUUUCGGAGGACGAGGAGGACGUGUUCUCGCAACAGGAGCCGACAGCAACUUCGGCAUCGCGGCAGUACAACUUAUCGUCGAUACCUCACUGCGCGGCGCUGGAUCUGCUCAGCCCUCAACAGCAGCAGCCACCGCCACCGAUGAUCGCCCCAAUGACGCCUCUGUCCAAGCGCCGCGGCAGCGGUAGUCUUUCCGUCCGACCUAGAAUUCCUGCUACCGCUGCUGCGUCGACCUCGUUACCACCGCCACCUCAGUACGAGUCACGGCCCGAGCUCUCCAUCAACAACGACGAGGAGCCGUGGCUCGAGCGAGGAGGCUCGUGCGUCGAGUAUCUCGGCAACCAUCGGCACCUCGGCUACGGCCCGCCAACUGCCGAGCAUCACCCAAGUGGCUACUCCGGGGUCAUACCUCCGGGUUACCAACACUAUCACCCGCACCACCACAGGAGUGCCACGUACAUGGCGGCCUCGCGAUGCUGCGACGUGCCGGCACUCCAGUCGCCCAAGAACGCUGUCGCGCCAACCCAGACUCUCAUUGCCACCUCUAGCCCCGGCGCCACAAUAGGCGAAUACACAAACAACGUGCAGAGGAUGAAGACCGCGCUGGCUGAUCAGCAGAGCGCUAUAAGUGGCCUGUUGAAAAAGGACCUAGAUCAGAUCGGUGGCGCGACCGGUCGGCAUUCCAAUUUCCUCGGCGAGGACUGUUGCUCGUCGUUUCCAGGGACAGUGCCGAGCUCGUACGGCUACGCUAACGGCCUCGGCGAGCAGUACAAUGGCCCCGGGUUCACAGCCAACGGAGCAGGUGUUUUGCUCCCCAAGAAUGCCAACUUGACGACUCGACACAACCAAGAGGCCUCGGCGACAACGAGAACCGGACCAGCCAACGCUGGGCACAGCUCGCUCAUGGAGGAGGAGGAACAGCGCAAUGAUGUGCCCGCUCUGAAAAAUCAGUUCCAGUUCCAAGCGUCGCAUCGUACGCCGACAGUGGUCAGCAUAGGUCCAACUCAAGUGUUGGCCAACUCGAUAGUCCGUAGUUGUAGCGUCGGCUACCUCGACCUCGUCGACGCCCAAAUAGUCCCCUGCGAGGAAGCCAUCAACAUGUUGCGCAAGGACGCGCCCAACAAGCGACUGUUCCUCGUUUCCCGGAAACAAAAGAGGAGACGCCGCUGCGGCAAAGAGAACCACGCACCGGUGGCCAAGGAUGGCAGCGCAACGACAUCCGCGGUGGUGGUUCACAGAUCGACGCGUCCACGACUGAGCGACAGCGGCAAGUCCCGAAGUUUGGACUCGAGCGAGCUAUUUCCGUCCGCGGAGCACAUAAUCGCUCUGCAACCCCGUCUGGCCGAGCUGCCCGCGGAGGAGGCUCUUGCCGUUGCGACCGUACCCAAUACAGUGGCAACUAACGCGUUGGACCAUUACAAAGACAACAACGACGCCGAUGACGACGACGACGACGACGACGACGACGAAGAUGGAACGGAGAUCGAACAAAACGAAGCCAACGUGCGCAAAGAGGAGGCUGACGCGGCCGCGGUGGCUGCCGUCGACGCGAGCAGGAGAUCCAGUAGGGGUGGCAUCUGCAGGGAGCAGCUGCCGAUCAUCGAGAGGAUCGCCAAACCGUCCUCGUUGUCGCCAAUUCAGGGAUCGAGCGUGAGCACGUCCGUGGCGUCGUCGCUCGACGGAUUGGCCUCGAGACUCGACGGACUGGCGGCAAAGCUCGGCGACUACGAGGAUUGCCACUCUCUUCCACCGCCCUCGCCACGGCCGACUUCCAGACUGCCGAGGAGCUCUCCGAGCAGUCCCGCGCCCACGAAGAAGGGCAAGAGGCCAGCUUCCGCGUCGCCGAUCCGAAGAAGGCUGCUCUCGAGUCCCCUGCUCGGUCGCAAGUCACGCAAGAACCGCAACGAGAGCUCCGACGAGGAAGGAUUCGUGGACGACAUCUCCAAUUACCGCGACCUCGAGUCUUUCCAGAAAGCUCAGCUACGGCAAAAGCUGAAGCAAAGAGGAGGCAGUUACCCGAGCGAGGCGAUGCGACGUGAGAUAAUAAUGCACAACAAGGCGCCAAUGUGGAACGAGGCUAAUCAGGUUUACCAGCUCGAUUUCGGGGGCCGCGUCACCCAGGAGAGCGCCAAGAAUUUUCAGAUCGAAUUUCGAGGCAAUCAGGUCAUGCAGUUCGGAAGAAUUCAAGGGAACGCUUACACGCUGGACUUUCAGUACCCAUUCAGUGCUAUUCAAGCGUUUGCCGUUGCCCUGGCGAGCGUCACGCAGAGACUCAAAUAAGUAUACAAGGAAAAGCAUACAAGAAAGAACAGAAAGAAGAUACCUGUAAGCAUUUGAUCGCGCUCCAACAGGUAAAAUGCGUGUUACGUGCCCGUGAACAAUUUUUUUUUUUUUUAAUUGAUGUAAGUGUAUAAACAACAAAUGACGAUUACAUAUGGAUUUUAUCGAGUAUCAACUGUCGUAACAAUUAAAAUGAAGGAACGCUGGAGUGGCGAUUCCAAAAUGUUACUUGUUAUACUUAUAUUACGAUUGUAAGAUUUUAUGUAGAUGUAGGCGAUUCAGUGCAAUCUUUAUACACGCAGUUGACGUAAUACUUGUUACAUGCAUAUAAUUUUUUCUUUUUUUUGCCCGAAAAGUUAGAUGAAAAUGAGGAAUUUUUCGUUGUGUACAUUGAGGCAUAAAUACACUUUAUAAUAAUGCAUUUUUGCAACUUGUUUUCAAUUAAGUGAGAAAUGAAAUUAAAGUAUUUUUGUCAGGAUCUUCUUUUGGUGGCAAAACAGUUAUACAAGCAUAUAAAAGUACUGUCUUAGUGUUAUAAUAGACAUGACGGUUGGUCCAAAUUAUUAAAAAUCGGAUAGUGUAACGAACACGACUUAUUUUUGUAUACAUCAUCAUAAAUGUUUAUGGUUAUCAUCGAAACAAAUUCUUUUUUUUUUUUUUUUCGUACAAUACGAUAAAAGAAAUUAGAAUUGUCGAAAUGAAAACCUAAGUUGUUCAAUAUGCCACGGAUGUAUAUGUAUUGUAAUGGAAAUUGUGUAACCACUUGAAACCACGAGAGACAAGUUUAAAAGCCACGAAAUGGGACAAUGACUCGCGUUGUGUUUCGUAUAGGUAUACAAUACGCAACAAACAAUGCAGUUAAAAAAAAAAAAAAA
Copidosoma floridanum is the source of this 6088-nucleotide messenger RNA. It is a transcript of the gene Tusp, whose product is annotated as WD40 superfamily protein Tusp. The record is from RefSeq and is a predicted model, not a curated record. Gene Ontology annotation, molecular function: protein binding. Lineage: Eukaryota; Metazoa; Arthropoda; Insecta; Hymenoptera; Encyrtidae.